AUGAAAUGGGGGUCGUGGGGGUAUAUCGACAUAUGUCCAGCUGGAACGUACGCCGCAGGGUUUAGUCUCAGGGUGGAAGGACCUUCCUAUGCUUUAUAUGAUGAUACAGCACUCAACAGGAUUCGUCCAAAGGCUUAUCACGCUCACACAAGGGCUACGCCACAGUCCAAUCAGAUGCUGGACACUGGGGUCAGUGGACAAUGGUGUCCUUCUGGAUUCUUGACUGCGUUCCGGUUUAAAGUCGAAUCUUCCCAAGGAAGAGGAGACGACACUGCUCUCAAUGACGCGCACGCAUGUUUUGCUGUGAUUAAGUUUCAUCAGCUGGAAACGGAAGAACUCGAGCUGGGAAGUGGAGAGUCAUGUGACCUCAUUGCUCUCGCCAGUGCUGCAGCGAUGCAUCACUUCCUUUCUGUGCUGUUAGUCAUUAAUGGGCUGCAUGUGAGUGUUCAGACCGCAGGAAGACGUUCUGCGCGAAGCGUCAACAGACAUUACAGAUCAUGGCUGACUGUGUCCAAUGGGAUGAACUGGGGGUCGUGGGGGUUUAAGGACAUGUGUCCGAGUGGAAUGUACGCCGCAGGGUUCAGUCUGAAGGUUGAUGAACCUUCCUAUGGUUUUUGGGAUGAUAACAAAGGACUCACUGGGAUUCGUCUUCACUGUAUCCGCCCAUCGAGAGCCUCAUUGGGCUUAUAUGAGGACUACGCCUCAGUUCAGUCAGAAGUAGGAGGCUGGGGUCAGUGGACCGAAAUCAAAUGGUGUCCUUGUUGUUUCUUGACUGCUUUUCAGCUGAGAGUCGAAUCUUUCCAAGGAAUUGGAGACGACACGGCCGUAAACAACAUCAGAUUCAAAUGCAGUGGAGGGUCUUUGCUACACGGUGAUGGCACAAGCUGGGGCGAGUGGGGCAGAUGGGGCCCAACUUGUCAAGGAAAAGCGAUUUGUGGUAUCAAGACGCGGAUAGAAGAGCCGCAGGGAAGUGGAGACAACACCGCUCUCAAUGACGUGCGCAUGUACUGCUGCGAUUAAGAUGUACAGAAGAACAGCGAGAAGAUCAAAUGGAUCAUAAUAAUUGAUUAUGAGUCUGAUGAACUAACAUGAACCGUGUCAUGUAAUAGUUUAAUGUGCAGUCAGCUCAUGACGGCUUACUAGACAUCCUCCCACUUAUUACACAGCUACUUACUAAUAAAUUAAUAAAUAGAUAU
This is a messenger RNA of Sinocyclocheilus rhinocerous, 1196 nucleotides long. RefSeq names its product vitelline membrane outer layer protein 1 homolog. The transcript is spliced from 9 exons. The record is from RefSeq and is a predicted model, not a curated record. Bases 1 to 1020 code for a protein of 339 amino acids. NCBI's taxonomy places the organism in Eukaryota, Metazoa, Chordata, Actinopteri, Cypriniformes, Cyprinidae.